Messenger RNA from Petromyzon marinus (sea lamprey), 5127 nucleotides. Its product is annotated as lysophosphatidic acid receptor 1-A-like. Gene Ontology annotation, molecular function: lysophosphatidic acid receptor activity. The record is from RefSeq and is a predicted model, not a curated record. Gene Ontology annotation, biological process: G protein-coupled receptor signaling pathway. NCBI's taxonomy places the organism in Eukaryota, Metazoa, Chordata, Hyperoartia, Petromyzontiformes, Petromyzontidae. Gene Ontology annotation, cellular component: membrane.
CUUAGAUGUGUACGUGUGUGUGGUUGUCUCUGUGAGAGUGUGAAUGAUCGUGUGUGUACAUGGUUGUGUUUGUGUCUUUGCGUGUGCUGGGUUUCACUGUGAUGGCCAAGUCUUGCAUUAUGUCCGCUUGUGCUGGGUUUAUUUCGCUUUUUGCUGGGUUCGUAAGCGUGCCUGUGCCGGAAAGUUGCAUUGUCUGCAUCGAAUGAUUUGUCUUAGCACACGGCCUUGUGCGCGUGUUGUGUUAUUUAAUAGCUGUGUUUGUAUCGAGGUGUGAUUGUGUUUGGGGUGUGUGUAUAGAGCUUGUGUUGAGUUAAUAUGGAAUGUUGUGUUUAGCUUGAGUUGAGUAUUGUAUCGGUAUUGUAUCGAGUUUUGUGCUUUGUUUGAGUUGGGGGGGAUAUUUUGUGCUGUUUUAUACCGUAAUUGUGAACUGUGUUGAUUUGUAUAGCGUUGUGUUUGUGUUGAGAGUUUUUCAUUGUUUGUAGAAAUAGUUGUGUUUGUACAGGGGGGUUUUGUGUUGGCAUGUAUUGGUGGAGUUGCUGUGCUGGGUUUGUUUAGAUUACAGUAUUCUGUUAGGUUUACAUUGCGUUUGGUACUGUGUAGGGGUUGUACUAUAGAGUGUUGUGAUGGGUUAGUGUUGAGUGUAGUAUUGUGUAGGGGUUGUACUAUAGAGUGUUGUGAUGGGUUCAUCUUGAGUGUAGUAUUGUGUAGGGUUUGUAUAGAGUGUUGUGAUGGGUUAGUGUUGAGUUUAGUAUUCUGUAGGGUUUGUAUAGAGUGUUGUGAUGGGUUAGUGUUGAGUGUAGUAUUGUGUAGGGUUUGUAUAGAGUGUUGUGAUGGGUUAGUGUUGAGUGUAGUAUUGUGUAGGGGUUGUACUAUAGAGUGUUGUGAUGGGUUAGUGUUGAGUUUAGUAUUGUGUAGGGGUUGUACUAUAGAGUGUUGUGAUGGGUGCAUGUUGAGUGUAGUAUUGUGUAGCGGUUGUACUAUAGAGUGUUGUGAUGGGUUAGUGUUGAGUUUAGUAUUGUGUAGGGGUUGUACUAUAGAGUGUUGUGAUGGGUUAGUGUUGAGUGUAGUAUUGUGUAGGGUUUGUAUAGAGUGUUGUGAUGGGUUCAUCUUGAGUUUGGUAUUGUGUAGGGGUUGUACUAUAGAGUGUUGUGAUGGGUUCAUCUUGAGUUUGGUAUUGUGUAGGGUUUGCAUAGAGUGUUGUGAUGGGUUCAUGUUGAGUUUGGUAUUGUGUAGGGGUUGUACUAUAGAGUGUUGUGAUGGGUUCAUCUUGAGUUUAGUAUUGUGUAGGGUUUGUAUAGAGUGUUGUGAUGGGUUCAUCUUGAGUUUGGUAUUGUGUAGGGUUUGUAUAGAGUGUUGUGAUGGGUUCAUCUUGAGUUUAGUAUUCUGUAGGGUUUGUAUAGAGUGUUGUGAUGGGUUAGUGUUGAGUGUAGUAUUGUGUAGGGUUUGUAUAGGGUGGGAAACAAUAAAAUAAAAAAUAUAUAAAACAAUAAAAACACUUUUAGUUUCCCUUCUACGUGACUUUACCGAAAGAACCAAGAAUAUGAAUCCCUGCAGUCAGGAAAGCUUUAAAUCAAGAUUUGUAUAGAUUCUUGGGAUGGGUGCAUCUUGAGUUUGUGUUAACUUUAUGGUCGAGCUGUGUGUUGGCUUUGUGUAACAUUUGUGCCACGUAUGUACGUCUCGCGUAGCAUUGGGUUUGUGCCAUGCGUUUGUCUCUAUCCGGCUUGGCAUUUGUCUCAAGCCGGGCCUGUGCUUUGCUGCUGCUCUGCACAGUAGCUGUGAUUUUGUCGGGCUGCAUCAGAUUUUCUCGACCUUAUUUGUUUCGUACGAAAAUUUGCGCUGUUUUUGUGUAUGACCAAGGUUGCGAUUGAGUCCGCAUUGCGACGGCUUUGAUCGAUGUGUGCUGGCGCUGUAUAAUGUUACACCAAUCUUAGUGGGAUUGUGUCUUGUUGUGUAUUGCCAGCUUUGUGUGGAGUCAUAAAUUCGUCCACUUUGUGCCACAGAUUGUAAAUCUUUCACUAGCCCGGAGGCUUUUGCCUUCCCAUGUCACCGCAAGUGUUGUGGUGGUUCAUGUUGCUAUAACGAUAUUAUUUACCACAAUAUUGUCUUAAGUGGUAAAAAAAAAACGAUUCCAUACGUGCUUACUACGUACAGUGUCUUUUAUUGUCCAGCCCUCGGUCGUAAAAGAGAGAGAGAGAGAUAAGGAGCGUGCAAAGUUAUUAAAAGUUAGGCUUCUUGCAUUCAACAUAAUAACGUAGGCCAGGGCUGGGAAAAAUGUUCCCUACCGGAGGGCGAUUUUUCUGGCCACACAUUAACGAACGACCUGAAGUGUUUUUGAAUAAACGCAAAAUAAUAAUAAUAACGAGCGCUCACCUUUCACUGCUCUGAUGCGAUGCAUGUCGUCUACUUUCCACUCAGUAUCACACGCUGGCGAUGUGGGGCUCGCGCUCCCAAAGUAGACGACGCGAGGAUUAGACACUUGGCGGUGGAUGGACACGGUUAUCGCUUGUGUGGGACCGCUACGGGCCCAUACGCGAAAACGAAGCUUUUUGGCCGUGUCGACAGCCGAAAGAAGCAGUAGGGUGUGUGUGGGCUGUGAGAAAACAAAACGCGAGAACGAGAUGGACGGCAGGUGCCACCACAACGAGACGAUCACCUUCUUCUACAACAACAGCGGAAAGCCGCUGUACGACGAGUGGACCGUGAGCAGCACGGUGGUCAUGGUGCUCGGCUUCGCCUUGUGCCUCUUCAUCAUGCUGGCCAACGUCCUCGUCAUGUCCGCCGUGUACAUCAACAAGAAAUUCCACCACCCCAUCUACUACCUCAUGGCCAACCUGGCGGCGGCGGAUUUCUUUGCGGGAGCGGCGUACGUCUACCUGAUGUUCAACACGGGGCCCAACACUCGCAAGCUGUCGCUGCCGACCUGGAUGCUGCGCCAGGGGCUCAUAGACACGAGCCUCACGGCCUCCGUCGCCAACCUCCUGGCCAUCGCCAUCGAGCGGCACAUCACGGUGUUCCGGAUGCAGCUGCACACGCGGAUGAGCGAGCGGCGCGUCGUGGUCGUCAUCGCGAUCAUCUGGCUCGUGUCCAUCAUCACCGGCGCCAUUCCCAGCAUGGGCUGGAACUGCAUCUGCAGCAUCGGCACGUGCUCCACCAUGGCGCCCCUGUACAGCUCCAGCUACGUCAUCUUCUGGGCCGGCUCCAAUCUCUCCACGUUUCUGAUCAUGGUGGGACUCUACGGCCACAUCUUCGUGCACGUGUGGAGGAACACGAUACCCGUGUCGCGGAAUUCCUCCAAGUCCACCCAGAGGCGGGAGGCCACCAUGAGCUUGCUCAUAACGGUCACCAUCAUGCUGGGAGCCUUCAUCGUGUGCUGGACGCCGGGCCUCGUGAUUCUGCUGCUGGAUUCGUUCUGCUCGGACUGCAAUGUCCUGGCCUUUGAGAAGUACUUCUUGCUCAUAGCGGAGCUCAACUCCGCCAUGAACCCCAUCAUCUACUCGUUUCGGGACAAAGAGAUGGUCGCCACUUUCAAGCGCAUCCUGUGCUGCCGAAAGGCAAACGCCGUUGUCGCCAAUGGCUCCGACAACUUCGACAAAUCAACGUCCACGCCGAAUCACAACCUGGUCACGCCGAUCAGUCAAGUGACCACCACGAGUGAGAUGAAGAUCAAUCAGUUGUCUAAUAUCUAAUUGGGCUCACGAAGCAAGUUUUUUCUUGGAAGUCUGUUGUUUCAAAUAUAUAUUUUUUACACAAGUCAUGUUUAACUUCGUAAGUGUUUCUUGAAUGCAGUGCUUUACUGGAGGAUGCAUUGUAUCUAGUUGGUUCUCUUUCUGUUAAAAUGACGGCUCCACCCCCCCCCCGCACACACGAACUACAGUGUUGACUUGGCCACCCUCGUAAGCGUUCGUGUUAAAGUGGCUGUGUGUGUGUGUCCUUCAGGAACAUUGUAAAAAAAAAUUCUCGUAUUUUGAAAGCUUCGCUCAAUAUUCCUAUAUUUAUUUCACCUUAUUUUGGGGGCCACUAAACACUCGUUCAGAAUUUUGUAUCGAGCACAUUUUGCGUUUUUUUCUUUUGAGCAAGGGCAUAGUCUGUGCGUGCUUGUACACCAUCCACACAUUGUUUUACUCGCGUGAAAAUGCUGCCUUCGUUUUGAGAGAAAAGUCGGUGCCGCCGCUGUAAAUGUAAUUAUUGUGACAGUUGCUUUUAGAAAGCUGGUGGUUUACUAUAUAUUAUAUUUGUAAUGUAUAAACAAGAUGCUGGACCAACAGGCAGGGUUGAUUGGAAGCGACUGCUCGUUUUUUUUGUUUUUCCCUCACUUCACAUUGGCAGUAUUCACAAAGGCCCGGUGUAUUUUGCUAAGCGUGAGCAUUGUGUAACCUUCGCAAGGUAUCUUGUGACGAAACGGCAAUAUUUAACUUUUUCGCACUGUACAAAUGUUGGAGAUGCGGGUUUCGUCGAGAAGAGAGUUGCAGCACCGUUAUUUUCCCGUUGAUUAAUUAACGUUCACCUUUAUUAUUUAAUGACGGCCACAUUUCCAGAGUGCAGUGAUUGUACCGAAAUGUGGGCGCAGUCGCACCAGUCAUAUCGAUGUAUCCAAAGAGGACAGAUUCUACUGGCUGCGAAGGAAGGAAGGCCACAGCGACGUUACAAUGUUAUCUACAGCAAGUCGUAGGCCGCACUGUGAAUUGUUUGUGCUGUUGAGAGCUGGGCCGCUGCACGCUUUGGUAUCGCAGCAAUGUGAAAAGUGCACUGAUUACGAGAACCCGUGAUCGAAACUUUGCGGUUGGGAAAUAGCGAAGGGAGGGAAUGACGCUCCCACCGUUACAUUGAGGGCAGUUCUCGCUGUGGUUGAAGUCUCAGCAAAUAUAUUUUAAUAUUAUUAUCAUCAGUCUGUGUCCCAGUUCAUUAAGUUAAAGUGUUUCUGUGCGGUGUUGAAACUUCCCACUCUAAACGACUGAAACUGCAAGAAAAGUCUUCAAGAAUGAGUUAUUUUGCAGAGCGACGUUUCUCUUUGCGAUAAGAUAUCAUGAAACCUGGGUACAAUGUUUGUGUGUGUGCACCCUUGUGUAGAUAAUGCAUACUCGAAUAAAAACCUAGUUGCAUUUGGUACGCUUCGUACCAAACAGCGUU